CAUUAUAUAUAUGACUGAAUUGUGCAAUUGAAAUGUUUCCUCUUGGCAUGAAUAUAGCCCCUGCUGCUGACAUGGCAUUAAAUAAUAAAUAAAUAAAUCACAACAUGUUAUAUGUAAGAUAAUAUGUGUAUUAUAAUGAACUUAUAAUCUGCUAUAAUAUGGCGGUCGUUCUGGACCAGGAACACAACUAGCUAUCAUGAAAUGAACACAACAGGAGGGUAAAUGCUACAGGCUACAAUGGCAGUUAGUGUAACGUGUUAUGUAGUGUUUCAGGCAACGACAUGGCUUCAGCUAAGUCUCACAAAGGCAUGAGUAAUGCUGAAUGGCUUGCGCGUCUGGAGAGUUUUGCCCAAACAGGAGUUUGGCCAUCUACACAGGGGAAUAGACCUUCUCCCCGACAAAAAAGAUGGCAUGAGAUGUAUCAGAAGAUAGAAAAGUGCCCUCUGCAAAUGAGGGGACAGACCACUCUUCUGAAGGAAGCUCAGACAUGUAUUUGUGGCUUUCACAAGGUUCAUCCACCAGUCACAGGGGAAGCAUCACAGAGCACCCCGGCCCAAAGCACACCCUCUGUCAGCGAUGUGUCAUGUCCUGCAAAGAGACCUAAACUGACAUUGUCAAUGUUUGAAAAGUCAAGGUUUGGAGGCUCACAUGUGGCAGCAGCAAAACCUAAUUUGAGCACCCAGAGGAAAACCUCUCAGAUGUUAGAGCACUCCAGUUCAGCUACAGUUUCAUGUCCACCCUCUGAUCCUCAUCCUCCUCCAUCCCCCAAACCUCAUCAGCCCGUCAUCCAGUCCUCCUCUUCCUUCUUCCUUCCUCCACCUCAGAGUUCACAACGCAUCAAAAAAACAGCAACGCCAUCAACUGUUUCUGAGAAUACUGUUGUGAGGAGCCCACAGGUCUCAUCUCAGCCAGAAGAUCUCCCCCUUCUGUGGCCACAGACAAUGCCACAGCAAGACCAGAAGUGGGUGUCAGAAGCACUUUUUAGGGUUGGUGCAAAGGGAAAGCUGGAGCUGCGUGAAAACCUACAGUUGUGGUAUCACCCCCCACCACCAGCCCUGUUGUACCACCAAGCUCCAACACCUGAUAGGUUUUUUUCACAGCGUCUCUUGCUCUGGAUGCCAUAUAAGCUGUGGAAGGUGCGGCUCCAGUGUACUAACCCUGCCUGUGCCAGGCAACAGCUGUGUGGUGGUGGACUGCACAGGAGGGUACGACAGGUGUUAGACAUUGACAGAUACUACAACCUGGUGACAGAGACCCUGAUCUGCACCAGGUGUAGAACCAGCUAUCUGUCCUGGAGUCAAGCUGUGCUGCAGCAGUUGGACCUGGCCCAUCGAUCUGAAUUCAGGGUCAUCCUCACACGCAAGUAUGCCUGUGACAUUCGGGUUCUUCGCUUGCUGCGUGAGAGGGGCAUGGGGAAUGGCCCAGUGAGGAUCAUCGGCCAGCUGAGAGAGAACCACAGUGAGGAGUGGUUGAAACGUGCGCUUCGGUACACAUCAGAGUGUGUGGCCUUUUUUGAUAAUCGUGGCCUGCAUCCGCUGCACUUCCAGGAGCCACCACCACUUGCUUCAGUACCCAGCUACAAAUGGCUCCUCACUGUAUAUAGUCAGGACAUUCUCAACAGGCUCGAUCACAUAAAGGCCAGCAUAACAUCCACGUAUGGAUCAAUCUUAAAAAUGGAUUCAACUAAGAAGAUCACCAAGAAGUUGAGUGGGCCUGCGAAAGGCACAGCACAGUGGCUUACCUCAGUGGGCAAUGAGAUAGGUCAGGUGCUGAUGAGUGUCCUGACUGCGAAUGAAGGGGCUGGGUUAGACCUCAUGGCUGCAGGGCUCAUGGAGCGAUACCGGAGUGCUGGUGUUGAUCCUCCCACUAUCAUUUAUGUGGACUGUGAUUGUUGCAAGAAAGUGGGAGAGACUAAAUUGAAGAGGCGGUUCAGCGGCUGGCCAGAUGUCAUCGUCCGCCUAGACAUUUGGCAUUUUAUGCGACGUCUGGCAGUAGGGUGCACCACUGACGCCCACCAGUUGUACCCUACUUUUAUGGCAAGGCUGUCAUCCUGUAUUUUUGAGUGGGAUGCAGGGGAUCUCACUCUGCUGAGACAGGCCAAAAGGGAGCAACUCAUCCAACAGGGCUGGCCUACUCUGUCGGAGGCAGAACUGGACCAUCAUUUAACUAAAGCUGAGCUGCUCCAGCACUGCAGGAGGAGAACACGGGGAGAAGAAACCACUUUCCGCCUCCUUGAUAUGCUCAUCAGAGAGCUCAUGGGUGGCAAGGGGAAUGAUGCUCUUGGUGUUCCUCUACUUGACAGUGUGAGAAUGCAGCACAUCUGGAAUGUCCAGAGGCGGCACAUCACCUGUAUCCAAGACCCUCCAAAUGUGCCGCUCUAUACUGAAACUGGAACUACAAGCAAGGGUGGGGUGGUUCUAAAAACUUAUCGUUGUGCCAGAGGCUCCACAUCCCUGGAAUCAUUUCACUGCCACCUAAACAGAUUUAUUCCAGGGAACAGCGCAAACAGCCUGAACUUCCAGAUUUAUCUCCUGGAAGGUUUAUUACGCUGGAAUCAGGACCGGGCUGAAGCUGCUGUUGCAGAUGGAGGUUCAACUCUGCGCUCUUACACAGGGGAGCUGGUUUACUCUGUCAAUGAGAACUACAAUAAGUUGUAUGGCAGGAAAUUGGUCCCUAGCUUCACUCCACCUGCAGUAUACACAGGGGAGCUCAUUGGAGUACAGUACUUGUUGAGGCAGAAUAGUCAGCCCCUGGAGGACAUGUGCCCUACCUCUGAUAGGACCUCUCAAUUGCUGGAGGAGAUAGAUGUGGAGGAGCAAGUGGAAAAGGAUGAGGGUUUCAUUGAUUUCUUUGGAGAGGAAGCCACAGUGGCAAAUCUUGUGGCAUCAGAUGACUUAGUCCUUUCAGGUCCACCAGUUCUACCAGCUGCACCAGUUCCCAGUGUCCAGGCUCCUACAGCUGCACCACUGCCCAGUGUCAAAAUUCCACCACUGCCCAUUGUCCAGACUCCACCACUGCCCAGUGUCCAGACUCCACCAUUGCCCAGUGUCCAGACUCCACCACUGCCCAGUGUCCAGACUCCACCAUUGCCCAGUGUCCAGACUCCACCAUUGCCCAGUGUCCAAACUCCACCACUGCCCAGUGUCCAGACUCCACCACUGCCCAGUGUCCAGGCUCCACCACUGCUCAGAGUCCGGGCUCCUUCAACUGCACCAGUGCCCAGUGUAGCUGCAUCACUGCUCAGUGUCCAGGCUCCACCAUUGUUCAGAGUCCGGGCUCCUUCAGCUGCACCAGUGCCCAGUGUCCAGGCUCCACCACUGCUCAGAGUCCGGGCUCCUUCAGCUGCACCAGUGCCCAGUGUAGCUGCACCACUGCCCAGUGUCCAGACUCCACCACUGCCCAGUGUCCAGGCUCCACCACUGCUCAGAGUCCGGGCUCCUUCAGCUGCACCAGUGCCCAGUGUAGCUGCACCACUGCCCAGUGUCCAGACUCCACCACUGCCCAGUGUCCAGGCUCCACCACUGCUCAGAGUCCGGGCUCCUUCAGCUGCACCAGUGCCCAGUGUAGCUGCAUCACUGCUCAGUGUCCAGGCUCCACCACUGCUCAGAGUCCGGGCUCCUUCAGCUGCACCAGUACCCAGUGUCCAGGAUCCUUUAGAUACACCAGUGCCCUCAGCAAUGGCUGUUGACGAACACUGCAUUCCUGGAAUGGACCGGGUGGAUGCGUUGGCAGAGUGUCUGGUGGAGCUGCGCACACAGACAAGCCUCACACUUACCAACCAACAAGUUGCGACCAUUGUGGGUCUGUGGCAGAACCUGGACAAAUUUGAUAAAGACAGGGUGGUGUAUGCUGCUCGUCAUCAAGACAGGCUACUUACAGGACGUUUUAGGUCCCCAAAAAAGAAAGCUGUCUUCACUCCUGGUGUCGACAGCACAAAAAGGUGUGUUUUGGGUUCUAGCGGCUCUCCAGCACAGUGGCCUAAUUGCUGUCGCCUUGUUGAAAUGAUUUUCAUAAGGUUAUGUAACAUCCACCGAAGCCCCAAGAAACAGCGGACAGAAUGUCUGUCUAGAUGGGAUCUCAUUCUUCGUGAUUACAGAAAAAUUCGGCAGCUAAUCCUGAGCAAUGGAACGGUGAUGAGUGACACAACCCUUCAGCUAGUUGAGGUAAAUCAGAGGACCCUUACGACAUGGCACAAUAACCGUUUAAAGGGUCAGGAGGUCUCCUUGCUGUUGCAAGGGCUGGACCUUCCAGAGGCACGUCCAGUGGCUUUGGAUGUUUUGCCUCCAGCACGAGUACAGCCUGUUGUGCCUCCACAAUAUAGCCACCAGUUGCAUACCUACCAGAUGCCACCAGACACAGCUGGACAGGCAAAGACAAAGUUUAGAAAGAUUGCGCCCUCAGCUACCUGUACAUCUGCCACAGCAACUUCAAUCUGGCCAUCAGCCGUACACCCUCAGCGUUCAGCCACGUCCAGCCAGCUAAGGACAAUUUGUCCCAGGCCGACAGCACCACACCCAUUGGUUCCUGACACACCCACUGCCCCUGUUGUGUCUCAGAUGUUUCUGGUGCCCUGCCCAGCCCCAUUUUCCACCAUUAACCCUGGAGCAAUUUCCUCUGAGCCACCUGCAAAUGACACAGCCACUCCAACCAAACGAUCGUACAAUCGCACUGUAAAAGCAAAUUCGUGCAGAAAGUGUGGCCAAUUUCGUACUCAAGAAACUGGCCAUAGCCAGUACAAAGGCAAAAUAUAUUGCCCUAAUAAAGAAACAAUUACGAAGGAGCAGUGGUUACAGAUUAUGAGAAGAUAACUCAUUUAUUUAUGUGUGAUACAUUCAUUUUGUUCUCUUGGUUGGAUCUGUUCUGUUUUUUAUCUUCCAGCCAUAUUUAAUGUUAAAGAGUUAUACUGUGCACUUUUUUUUAUCUUGUAUUAUUAUUAUUAUUAUUAUUAUUAUUAUU
Carassius gibelio (silver crucian carp) is the source of this 4956-nucleotide messenger RNA. RefSeq lists its product as uncharacterized. Bases 282 to 4808 code for a protein of 1508 amino acids. The transcript is spliced from 11 exons. NCBI's taxonomy places the organism in Eukaryota, Metazoa, Chordata, Actinopteri, Cypriniformes, Cyprinidae. The record is from RefSeq and is a predicted model, not a curated record.